AACAAUUGAGCGCUUGCUCAGAUCAUAUCAGAUAACAACUGUACACGUAAAUACGAAACAGGAAGUAAUAAUGAUUUUAACAAAGGAAAAGUUUGGCUAUUCGGUUUCGAUUCACAAGUUGCUCAAUCAUAUAGAAAAAGUAAUAAAAGGAAGCAUAACAGGGAAAAGAUAAUUGACUACGAGAUAUAACCUUUAUUUUUAUCUUUAUAUUCUGUGAGACAUUUCUAUUUGAUUAGCACUAGUCAAUCUCAAAGAAAUGUAUGGUGGUUCGAUAAACAAAAAUAGAAGUUUGCGUAAAAUAGAGAGGGCAGAAAGCAAACAUAAUGAUGGAACUAAUAGAUCUAUUGACAGAUGUCAAAAACGAACUGGAGAAAACCGUGCCACUGUGCUUAAAAUUAUUUCCAGAGAGUUAAAUCCUGAAAAUCUAUUGUUUUCUCUUCAACAGUUGCCUGAACGUUUUCCUGGGGGAAUAUUUUUAUUUAAUUUGGAAAUGUCAUAUAUCUUUUUAAAUCCGCCAAGCAAUUUUUUACACACAUUAGAAAACACAUUAUCAAGUCAACAAAAAAGCAUUUCUGAACUGUUUAAAGUGUACAGUACAUGCAAAACUGUUUUGGUUUAUCGGAAUACAAAAGGUAAUUUUCUUAUAUUACCGAAAAAUGUUUAUUUCAAAUCAAUAUUCAAACAACUAGGUGAAAGAAUGGAUAUUUAUCCACAGCCGAUCAUUUACCUUGACGAUAUUAUCAAAGGGGAAAGCCAUAAUGAAUCUUAUGCCUUAUGUGAAGACUGUUCUAAAGAAAAAAAAUCUGCACCUACAUUAUUAUCAUGCAAUCAUAUGGAAAUUCAUAGCAAUGCAAGUAAAACGAAAGAUAAGAAAGAGCAUAAUAUUUCACUGAAACUAACAAAAGAGAAGUUGUUCAACAGCAUUAAGAAAGUUCCAACAACUCGUUUUUCAAAAAAUAUUCCGAAAUUUCCGAAGCAGGUGACACCAAACGGUAAAACUGCUAAAGUAUAUCCAUCGUUUACCGAUCAAUAUAAAUUGCCGGUGCAACAAGUAACUGACGAAUCGGAAGGUGAACAAGUGAUUUCCAGCGACCAUUCAACUAUGUUUCAAGCUGACAUUUCUUAUGGUCUUGAUCAAGGGUCUAGAAGCUAUUAUAACCGUAAUAAUUCCAACGCACAGUCAGCACAAGGAAGAUCACAUGCUCCGCCUAGACAUCCAAAUUAUGCCAAUUGCAUUGCGAGGUUUCUAUCAUUCGAAAGAUGGACACACACACGUCCAGACUCAAGAACAUUGAGUGAAGCCGGAUUUUUCUUUACAAAUGACAGCGAUCUAGUUCGUUGCUUCCAAUGUGGUAUUGGGCUCAAAGACUUUUCAGAAGAGGACGACCCAAUGUUAGAGCAUGUUCGGCAUUCUAAAAACUGUCCCUUUCUUCCAGAAAUUCUAGGUGAGGCAGGCCUAGCUAGUUAUCAGGCACGUCUUCAAGCAACCGAUCCUGAAUAUAAUCGCCAACAACAAUGGACACAGAUACAAAGUGGUUCAGCACCGCGGAGGUCAGAAAUUCGGCACCCAGAGUAUCGAACAAUAGAAGCCCGUCUUAGAUCUUUCACAAACUGGCCGCAGCAUUUAACACAAACUCCUCAACAAUUAGCAGAGGCAGGGCUUUAUUACACCGGUUUUGAAGACCAGGUACGUUGCUUUGCUUGUGACGGAGGAUUACGACGUUGGGAUCCUGAGGACGAUCCUUGGACAGAACAUUGUCGCUGGUUCCCGGCUUGUCCAUUUGCUUUGGAACAGAAGGGAGAACAAUUUAUAGCUCUGGUACAAGCUUCUGUUGAGAACCAGAGUUUUGGUGCAAAUGCUGAUGCGGAUCAAGAUAUAACAUCAGCGAUGGCACUGCUAAGAUUAAAGGAAUCAGCUUUUGAAUCUGUAAUGGGUCAGCAUAAAACAACUUGUCUUGAAAUGGGAUAUACAGAGGACAUUAUAAAAGAAUCUAUUCGAGAACUUUUAGAUCGAGGACAAGAGAAACCAACGCUUGAGGAGAUAAUUGUCUUGAUAGAUGUAAUAAGAGAAAGAAAUUGUAUUAAAAAUCAGACAGCAAGUGCAAUCGAAUCACCUUCUGCGGAAAAUCAGCGGCUCAAAAGUAUGGUUUAUUGCAUGAUAUGUCACACGAACACUGUCAAUGCUUUGUUUUUACCAUGCACACAUCAUGAGGUAUGCAUGGCAUGUGCUGAUCCUAUUGACAAAUGUCCUGUUUGUUACAGAGGAAUACAAGAGAAAAUUCGCACUUUUAUGGUGUGAGCAUUGUCGAUUAGUGCAAAUAAACUUUCUUUAAAAAAUA
This is a messenger RNA of Ruditapes philippinarum (Manila clam), 2339 nucleotides long. Its product is annotated as baculoviral IAP repeat-containing protein 3-like. Gene Ontology annotation, cellular component: cytoplasm; nucleus; spindle microtubule. Gene Ontology annotation, biological process: regulation of cell cycle. NCBI's taxonomy places the organism in Eukaryota, Metazoa, Mollusca, Bivalvia, Venerida, Veneridae. The coding region runs from base 257 to 2299 and encodes 680 amino acids. The transcript has 9 exons. The record is from RefSeq and is a predicted model, not a curated record.